UGUGAGAGCGUGAUGAUGUGACAUUUGGUUACCACAAACAACCUAAUGUGUUAAACGAGGGCUUUUAAAGUGCGAUGGGGGCGUGUGGGAGGUUCGAGUCCGAGCAGAAAGGAGUCCGGAUUAAGAAAACCACCAACAGGUUGAGCGCAGCGCUUCUCUGCGCGUUUUUUUUUUUUUUUUUUUUAGUUGGGUGGUGUUUCCUCUGGUGGUUUCUCUGUUUUUAGGAUUCCUCCUCAGUCUGCUGAAACACGCGAGUCUCCAGUAUCUGCAGCCUUGCUUGUCUGAAGUUUGCGCUCAGACGGAGUGAAGAAGUUUGACAGGCGGUAGACAGCUGCGUCGUUAUCGGUCAGCGCGCGCAGCAGAUGUGCGCGAGUUGCGGUGUUUACACCGCGUUUAGUCUCAUCUGUUCACUCCACAGAAAGCUCGUUGUUCCCACGAAUUGCACCUGACAACAUGCAUAGGAACGCGAGCAUCGACGUGGAGCUUGAUGGAUUAUUUCGUCAAAACUCCUCCUUUGACUACGAUGAGGACUACGUGUAUGAAGAAGAAUUUGACCCAAAAAGCAGCAAACCGGUGUGGAUCCCCGUGGUGUACUCCCUGGUCCUGGUUGUGGGUCUGCUGGGGAAUAUACUCCUCCUGGCAGUUCUGGCUCAGAGGAGACGGUCAUGGAGGGUAUCAGACACUCUGAUACUCCACCUGGGGAUAGCAGACGUCCUCCUGCUGGUCUCGCUGCCCUUGAGGGCUGCGCAGGUUGCCCAAAGUGGACUAUGCACCAAAAUCUGCGGAGCUGUUUUCAAUGUGAACUUCUUCUGUGGGAUCUUCCUGCUGGUGUGCAUCAGUCUGGAUCACUACCUGUCCACCGUCCACGCCACGCAGGUGUUCUCCCACAGGAAGCCCUGGUCGGUUCACGCCGCCUGCGUGUCGGCGUGGCUCCUCUCCCUGCUCCUCACCAUCCCUGACUCUUUCCUCCUGGAGGCCAGUGAACAAGCGAGCGAGAAGAAAAUGGCGUGCGUUCACAGCUACCCCGGCUCUGCUCACAGAGCGUCACGCGCGUUCCACCACGUAGUGGGCUUCACGCUGCCGGCGGCCGUGCUGAUCUUCUGCUGCGCCUCCGUCCUGCUGCGCCUGCAGUGCAGCUGUAAAGCUCUCCGGCAGCAGAGGGCCGCCAUGCUCAUCCUGCCCCUGGUGGGGGCGUUCUUUCUCUGCUGGAUGCCGUACAACUUCACGCUCAUCGUGGACACCCUCACCGGCGACCCCAGGAAACCCCGAGACGAAUAUUUAAAGACGGCGCUCCUGGCCACCACGGUCUUGGGCUGCGCUCACGCUUGCGUCAGGCCUCUUCUCUACCUCGGUCUGUGCAGGAACUUCAGGAAGCGCUCAGCCGCCCUGCUGCGCUGUGUCACAGUGGAGCCGAGCAGCUCGCUGUGGGAGCUGGGUGUGGAGGACGAGGAGGCCCCGCCCCGGCAGGACCACGCCGAGGACGAGCUGAAGCAGAUGACCGGUGUCGUGGAGCAACAGACGCAGGCAGAUCAGUGCUGAUGAAUGGAAACGGCCCCCGCCGUCCACCCCCUCCAUGACUCAGAGACAUCUGAACAAUGGUCCGUCUCUGAAGGUCAUUCAGUGUGGGCUCGCGUCAUGAGUUGAAGCAUGGAGUCUGUGUUGUGCAAUGAUGAGAGAUGGAUAUUUAUAGGGACACAUUGACAUUCCAGUUAAACAUGAAAGCUUCAGAGUCACAUCAACCGUUAUACUUCUAUUUUAUCAUCACUGUCGCAUCGAUUGAGAAUGAGCACCCUCAAUAACUAUGAACAUUUCAUAUUACAAUUUCUAUUUUAAAUGUAGCACACUGCUUUUCUUUAUCUACACUUUAAUAGAUUAUGUCCGUGAAUAGAUUUCCAAUAAAGGCAUUACCAUUAAAUCUGUACAAAAUGCAAGAUCAAAGAUAUGUUCUAUUACACAGCCAAACAGUACUUAAUACUUCAUUACUGAUAAAGUCCAAGUAAAUGUUACGCCUUUCGUUUGAAGUAGGGACAAUUUUAAAUCCCACAGUUGCUCAGUUCUUGUGUUUAAUUAGGGGUCUUAUCUCAGUCUGGAGGAAAUUUCCCUGUGGUGAAAUCCUCGUCUCCUUUCUGUCUGACUUCAUUGUUGCAACAUGAGCGUGUGGACAGUCGCACAAGAUCUGGCACAAACAAGCUGUGAAUUCAUGAAUCAGGCGACGGGGUGAGACCGAGGAGGAGGAAGCAGAGAGGAAGAAGCUGCUGCUGCAGCCGCCGGCGCCGGCACCGCCGCCGCCUUUUCACAGCUUUCUGUUUACUGUCAUCUGAAGAUGUCUGUCGCAGACAGCUGUGGCACGCCGUGUUAUGGAAGGGAAAAUGACUGAGGACUGGAAAAACGAGUAGGCUGCAGAUGGAGGGAAGCUACAGACGCAACAACUGAAACGCAGAAAUAGAGGCGCAUGUUGUUGGUUUUACUUUCAUGUUGCUCUGCAGGUUGAAUCUCGCCUGUCGAGUCUCUGCAAGGCUCAGAGCCAGAAAAUUAUUUAAAAAGUACAUACAAAUGUAACCUCAGAGUGUACUUUAAUAAUUUGUUGCUCUUUUGGGAACACAGUGGACUGUAAUUUCCCUCUCAA
Messenger RNA from Salarias fasciatus (jewelled blenny), 2626 nucleotides. RefSeq names its product chemokine (C-X-C motif) receptor 3, tandem duplicate 3 (gene cxcr3.3). Gene Ontology annotation, cellular component: membrane; external side of plasma membrane. The record is from RefSeq and is a predicted model, not a curated record. NCBI's taxonomy places the organism in Eukaryota, Metazoa, Chordata, Actinopteri, Blenniiformes, Blenniidae. Gene Ontology annotation, biological process: calcium-mediated signaling; positive regulation of cytosolic calcium ion concentration; cell chemotaxis. The transcript has 3 exons. The coding region runs from base 454 to 1539 and encodes 361 amino acids. Gene Ontology annotation, molecular function: C-C chemokine binding; C-C chemokine receptor activity.